This is a messenger RNA of Penicillium daleae, 426 nucleotides long. RefSeq lists its product as uncharacterized. Gene Ontology annotation, biological process: mitochondrial respiratory chain complex IV assembly. The coding region runs from base 1 to 426 and encodes 141 amino acids. Gene Ontology annotation, cellular component: mitochondrial inner membrane. Lineage: Eukaryota; Fungi; Ascomycota; Eurotiomycetes; Eurotiales; Aspergillaceae. The transcript is spliced from 2 exons. The record is from RefSeq and is a predicted model, not a curated record.
AUGGCCACUGGAAUCUUCAACUCCACAUACUACGGCAAGGACUACCGCGCCGGUGCCGCCCUCCUUCGUGCCCGCCGGCCAUAUCUGUUCAAGAAUGCCCUGACCGGCUUCGGGCUAUUCGCCUUCUCAAUUGGCGUCUGUACGUACCUCUCGAUCUCCAGUUUCACCAUAGAAGGCCCUUGUUCCUACAUUCGCGACCACCCAGCAUCAUGCCACUCGCCCACCAACCUAGGUGGAACGAUACCACAAGAUACAUCGCCUCCCACAGGACACUCUACACAAGGCCCCUUCCAAGACCAGUUUGCUAACCACGACGCCUUUCUCACAAAUACAGACGCCUACACCAUCAGCGCCGUCGGCCAAGAAGAAUUCUCCGACGUCAAAGUCCCCGACGCCCCCACCCAGAAACUCCCGGCACAGAAAUAA